Molecule: messenger RNA, 354 nt
Organism: Glossina fuscipes
Lineage: Eukaryota; Metazoa; Arthropoda; Insecta; Diptera; Glossinidae
Exons: 2
Coding region: 1-354 (117 amino acids)
Biological process (GO): microtubule polymerization
Molecular function (GO): tubulin binding
Source: RefSeq, a predicted model, not a curated record
AUGGCCGAUGAUGAUGAUAAACCUAAAAAGCACACUUUGCAGUCGCUAUUUCAUCUUUAUUGCAACUAUAUUGUAAUAACCUUGGAUAUAGAUAAUGAAGAUCAUGAUGCUAUACUCUUGUCGCAAAUUGAUAUGUGGCUCGAGCAAGCCAAACUCUUGAGAACUGUAUUUACUUUAACUGAAACUGGCUUAGCCUAUAUGAAAUUUAGGAAAUGGCGAUUGGACUUUAAGGAAUUUCAAGAAUUCUUAGAAUUAAUUGUUAUUGGUAAAGACUUGCCCGUCAAUGAUUUAAAAGAAAUGUUAAUUGAGGCUGGUAUACCCGGUUUUGCUGGCGAAGUCGUCGUAGUAAAAUGA